AGCCCAGCACUAAUGAAAUAGUAGUACCAAAUCAAGCAGCGAAAUGCUCCUUCCAGUGUCUCAGUAGUCUGCAAGACAGAUAGAGACAAAGGAGAAUGAAUGAGCCAUGUCAGUUUUUGUAGCGCCCUCGUCCUGUAAGAGCCUACUGGUAUCUGGCAAACCAUGGAACCACAAGGCGGUGGUGCUGCCACCCAGGUUGCAAUGCGGCUUCACCUUCAGCUGCCAAACAAAGCCAAAGCCUUUGAUGAUUAUGGCACAGGUGGCCAACCCUUCAACGUAUUCUUCCAGAAUCUCCACCGACGUCCCUCUCUAUGAACUUCCCGGGGCCACUUUUGACCAAUAUCUCGAGGAUAAGCCCAGAGUUUUUAGAGCCAUCUUUCCUGACAAACAGAGAAGCCAGCAACUUAGUGAGGAAGAAUGGAGAAUUAAUAUGCUACCCAUAGACUUCCUGUUCCAAACCGUCAAGCCAGUAAUUGACAUGAGAGUGAGAUGUAAAUCACAAGGGAUUGAAUACCCUCCUGAGGUUCCUAAUGAUAUUACAAAGGUGGUCGAACUUGAAAUUAUUAGAUGGGAGCUUCAAGGACUAGAUGAUGUGCUAAAGCCUUCUAAUUUUUCCCUUGGAGUAAAAGGAAUUCUUUACCCUGAUAGACGGGGUCCUCGUACUAGGCUUACAGGUACACUGCAGAUUAACAUGAGCUUCAUUCUCCCAGCUGCGCUCUCACUAAUUCCUGAAGAAGUUCGUCGAGAAGUUGCAGAGUCGGUUCUAAGGAGAUUAAUGGAGAACAUGAAGAGUAAAGUUAACGGUAGCUUGCUUGCUGACUAUAGUUCAUUUAAGAGGGAAAAGUGCAUCAGAUAGUUAUGUACUCAAGACACCGAAUGACAGUUGAGAUUACCAGAGGAGGCCUCAUGAUCUGAGGAGUCUGUGUAGGAACGUGAGAGGAUGUGUUCUUUCCCAGCAAGUGAAAAAACGAAAGAUGUAAUUUUUUGUUUUUAUUUCUCAGACAUUUACCGUAUUAAGCAACUUCUUCCAAACUACCAGCAUGCGUUCUUUCCCCCUCCAGAAUUGGCAGAUGAUAACAAUGAAAUUAAGUUCCUUUUUCCAAGUUGUCUCUGCUAUCCUGAGUUUGCUAUGAUGUUGCUGCCAAAAGAAAUAAAGGGUGCAGUUGUUGUGUUGCUGGUCCAUGUUCUCUACGAGUCGAAAGUUACAAACUAGAACUUCGUUUUA
Messenger RNA from Coffea eugenioides, 1225 nucleotides. RefSeq lists its product as uncharacterized. The coding region runs from base 107 to 856 and encodes 249 amino acids. The transcript is spliced from 5 exons. The record is from RefSeq and is a predicted model, not a curated record. Lineage: Eukaryota; Viridiplantae; Streptophyta; Magnoliopsida; Gentianales; Rubiaceae.